Dichomitus squalens LYAD-421 SS1 is the source of this 1741-nucleotide messenger RNA. RefSeq lists its product as uncharacterized. Bases 577 to 1506 code for a protein of 309 amino acids. The transcript is spliced from 7 exons. The record is from RefSeq and is a predicted model, not a curated record. NCBI's taxonomy places the organism in Eukaryota, Fungi, Basidiomycota, Agaricomycetes, Polyporales, Polyporaceae.
AUUACUGCGUCCCCUUCACAUCGAACUCUUCCCUAUCAGACUCAUCCAAAUUCCUGCCGUGUCAGGUAGUCGACUUCUGGGAUUUGUCUUCUGCUGCGAGCCCAUCUCUCGAACUGCCAUGGGCGACCUCGGUACAGACGAAGGACUGGCAUCGGAGUUUGUGAGGUUUCUCAACCUACAGUUGAAGGAGAGCCGGGACGAGGUUCAUAGGUUGAAGCAGUCGCUAGAGGUACAAUUGUGGUGCUCUGAAGCGAAUUGGGUUAUUUAUCUCUAGAGGCUGCGCUUGAGUCUUCCGUUAUGUUUUGCGCAUAACACAAUUUCAUAUUGACGCACUGACACUAUCUGUAGGAGAACGAUUCCCUCAAGGAGAAGGUAGCCAUCCUCGAAUCUCGUGGUGCCGCACCUCAUGCCAGUCCGCUCCAAAAUGAGUUGCAAUGCCUAAUUAAGGAGCGUGAUGCGGCUCUCGCCCUCGCUGCCAUCCUCCAAGCCGAAGCCAACACCUGGAAGACCAGAUACGAGCAGCUCAAGCCGCAGCUCGCCACAUCCGCAGCGCUGAAUGCGCAGCUUGCGGACACUAUGCGCAACGAGCUAAUUGCAUUCGUGCACGGUCACUCCGCAACGUUUACAUCCACUGCAAGUGGCGGCAUGCAUCGUUGGAGCGAUCCCGCCCAGACGUUCCAUGCAUUCAUUUCAGGCUUACCAGAGACUGCGACACCUGAUGCGCAACAACUCGAAUCCCGAGUGGUCUUCAGAAAUGUCACCAAAUUACCACUGCUCUCGAAGGCAGCCAUAAAAGCAUGCAUCGGCGGCUUUGCGUUCUUCGGAGAUCUUUUGCAGUGGUGCGCGCCACUCUCUCAGCAUGCACUCGUUGUGUUUCCAGAGUACGAGUUCAGCCCCAAGCCUGCAACGGGUGCUACUACAUGGACCAAGCCCUCUACAGCGUGGACGUCGUACGCGGGGCAACAGCGUGAUCUGCUGUAUGUCGACGGUGGUGAUAUCAGCUACGCGGGCACAUUCUUCUGCCAUGGGGGACCGCGGGCCGUGAAGCUGGCCGAACUUGGUGAGAUUGUUGGCGAAGCUAUGUACGAACACCUCGCCCGUCGCACCCUCGUAGCCGACACGAAGAGACCAAAAGAUCGAUCGAACCUGAUCAAGACCUUUGUGCCGUCUCUCACCAAUCUCUACCGCGAAGGCUCAGCGACAGUCCAGGUUCUCGGUCUACAGCGCGUCGGGUUUAACCAGAGUCUGUUCGGGAUCUUGAUCAAGGCGAGCAAGAAGCGCGAGCGUGCGGCCGCUUUGCUCGAACUUCUGGGCGAGACGAGUCCGGUUGGUGAUCCGGGAACGCCGAAGAAGCGUGGCUUGCCAGAAGAGGAUGCUGAGGCGAUGGAGGCCGAGAUAGACAUGCAGGCGGACGGUCGGGGAGGCGAGGGUCCAGGGCCGUCGAAGAUACCUAAGCUGGGUGAGCUCGUGGGGCUGGCGGACACCACUGCAAUGUGGGACAUGUAGCCCAUCUUCGACGGCGAUCCGCGAGGCGAUACUGUACGAACUUGCAGGGCCGUCACUGUGUUCAACGUCACGGUCUUGCAGAAAUCACGUCUGAGACCGAAUUCGAUAAAGAGGGGUCUUCGACUAUGACACGAGGAGUGUCCUUGCACUUUCUAGAUGCCCGGGCCCAGGCUUGUUGCGGCCAUUCCAUUUUGCUCUACUGUGGUAGUAGUUACAUGUGUCUAUGCAAAGAAAA